AUGAAUUUCUUAUUCAAUUGGCUAGGCUGGGAUACGCAGAGUGGCAGUGGUAGUGGUAGUGGUAGUGGUAGUGGCAGUGACAGCAUCACCAACACCACCGCCUACACCCACCAAGAACAGCCACUAAAGCCUCCAGAUUCUCAAGAUUCUCAAGACAAUUACUCACAGCAGCAACCCACAGACACCUCCGAUAGCAACAGCAGCGAUUACAGCGAUUACACACUUCAAUCUCCUCAACCCCCCCAUCAUCGCCCGCCGACCAAGAUCACACAUCCAAAUCGCUCUAAUAGCCAGCGCAAUAAUCUUAUAGGCAAGCUAUUCAAGAAUAAGGGCAAAUGCCGCUCCUACCAUCCUCAUCGUCGCUUAUCUUUUGAUGGCAUCCCCCAACAUAUCCGGAUACAUUCUCAUCGGCAACCUACAAAACAAUUUCAUAGACUACACUUACAACAAGUUCUUUAUCCUCCUAUGUCUAAUUUAUCCGUUCUUCCUUCCUCAUUAGCCGAACGUGCAAAAAUUCACAAAUCUUCUAGACCUUAUUCUCCAACUAGAUCUCCUUCUACAGAGAACGCUCCUCAAAGAUCCGCCAGCUACGACGAUGAAGACGCUGUUUACGACAUGAAAUUUAGUCACGAUGGUAACUACCUUGCCUCGGCUAACUUUAACGGUUUGGUCAGAAUUCACAAUCUCAAACACGAUAAGACUUCUUUCGACGAUAUUGAUGUGAAAGAGUUUAGCGAUCAUCACUCCGGCGUAUCUGGUUUGGACUGGAGCAAGAACAAUUUUUUCAUCACCGCAAGUCUAGAUAAGACUGUUAGACUUUGGCAUCCAAAUAGAUCUGGCUGUUUGUCCACUUUUAGGCACAACGAUAUUGUCACAUCUACCAAAUUUCAUCCUAAGGACGACAGAUAUUUUAUCUCGUCUAGUUUAGAUGCUACAAUCAAACUAUGGUCAAUUCCACUCAAAUCUGCCAUUUUCUCACACAGACUCAAUGAGCUCAUCACAGCUUGCGCAUUUAGCAAGACGGGUAACUACAUCUUGGUUGGCACCCUCCUCGGUCAGCUUGACAUAUUCACCUACUCUAAUAAGGGGAUGAAGCAUGUAGCUACCAUUAAGCUUUACAAUUACACAAACCAGACACACAUUCACAACGCUGAGAAUCACAACUCAAAGAGGAUAAACUCCAGCAAAAAGAUAGUAGGAAUUGAAGCAAUUCCAUAUGUCCACGAUGAUUUCGUCUUAGUUACAAACGCCGAUAACAGAGCAUACAUGGUUAACCUUGAUAGCAAGAAAGUAGUCGCGAAGUUUAAAGGUAAUAAAAACAGAUCGAUGCAGAUGGGUAUCACACCCAGCAGCGAUGGUAGCUGGAUCAGCUCUGGCAGUGAAGACAAGCAUCUCUACGUAUGGCCUACGCAAUGUGCGAUCAAUGCCAGAGCAGAUGAUAACAGCAUCAACAUCCCCGGUUAUGACCUAUGGCAAACACCCGAACUUAUUAAAUGUACAGCAAUACUACGCCAGGAGCAUGAGGUGAUUGUUGUCGGUGGAAGUGAUAGUGGAUCUAUAUACGUCUACAGAGCUUCGAUCAACCAGAAUAAGGUACCGGAGUUGAAGCAUCCGAAACCUAAUCAGAUGAGUUUACCACUACCAUCGAGUACAGGUAGUACAAAUAAGAAAAAAUCACGACGCAAGAGACCUUUGAGCGCACUACCAAUUCUCGGUGGAAGUGACUCAUCAACAUCUGGACACAAGCAAUCACACUUUCAUUCACAUUCACCGCUAACGCUUACACCUAAUUCAACCAUCUCACCAAAGCAUGAUAGGCAUCAGUAUUUCUGA
Molecule: messenger RNA, 1833 nt
Organism: Wallemia ichthyophaga EXF-994
Lineage: Eukaryota; Fungi; Basidiomycota; Wallemiomycetes; Wallemiales; Wallemiaceae
Exons: 2
Coding region: 1-1833 (610 amino acids)
Molecular function (GO): protein binding
Source: RefSeq, a predicted model, not a curated record